UUAGCAACAGAUUCUUGUUUUGGUUUGAGUCAACUAUCUUCAAAAAUCAUCUUGCUUGCAAGAUUAUACGGGGUUUAUAAAUCGGCGUUAACUUUUAAAACAAAAUGACGGGAGGAGCAGAUGAACAAAUUACGAUGGAAAAACCACAUAUUUAUGUGGAAAGGACACUUGCAGUUAUAAAGCCAGAUGCACUUCACAAAGCUGAUGAAAUAGAAGACAUAAUUCUUAGGUCUGGUUUUGCUGUUUUGCAGAAAAGAAGAGUUCACUUAACACCAGAACAGGCUAGUGAUUUUUAUGCAGAACAUUAUGGAAAGCUAUUUUUCCCAAGCUUAGUAGCAUACAUGAGCAGUGGCCCCAUCAUUAUUUUAAUGAUUGCUAGAGACCAAGCUAUUUCAUACUGGAGAGAACUGAUAGGCCCAACCAAUGCUCUUAAAGCCAAGCAAACACAUCCAGAAUGCUUACGAGCAAUCUACGGCACAGAUGAUCAAAGAAAUGCAUUACAUGGAAGCGACUGUUUCAGUAGUGCACAGAGAGAGCUCAGAUUUUUUUUUCCUGACUGUAUUGUAGAGCCUGUUGCCACUGGACAAGCUGCUAAAGACUAUCUCUCCAAAGCAGUCAACCCCACACUUCUGAAAGGACUCACAGAUUUGGCUAAGAAGAAGCCAGAAGACCCUGUGCUAUGGUUGGCUGACUGGUUACUGGAAAACAAUCCUAACAAGCCAAGAGUGAGAAAUCCUAUUGUGGAACUGGCGUGAUAAAUAUUAAUCCCUCUUUUCAUCCAUUGAGUACUGCACAGAAGAACAACACAUCUUUUUUCAACUGCCUUUUUUUUUUUUUUCAGCUUUCAUUGUGGAGAAUAUUUUUCUGAAACUUUCAAAAAAUAAUUAUUAGGGAAUGUUUUUAGUUUUGAUCUUUUUACAUAUUGUAAAUUUAUAAAACUUAUACAAUUUCUUUUACAAUUACAAAAGCCUAAAUAGUCACAUUAAUUAUAGUAUUGCAGGCCUAAUAGCCAAUUAUAUGAUAUUUUUUUCAACCUUCAAAACUUAAUGUUUCUGUUAUAACAAACUGUCAUAGUUAAUACACCUAUGUAUAUAAUUAUAUUUUAAGGUAUCUAGCAACUGUGCUUAUUUUUAGGGCAUUUGAUUAGCCACUUGCAUUUAACUUCUAAUAAAUCUACUUCUUUUGUUGAGCUAUCAAAGACUUUUUUAAAGUAGGGAUAUAUAGAUUGCAAAGACCGAAAGUACACAAAAAAACACUAUUUCUCAAUUUUGUUUUCUUUUGUAAUAUUUUACUUAUCAACACUCCUCCAAUUCUUCUUGGUAGUUUUAUCAUUAAACAGAACACUAUGCUUAUACAUGAAUAAAUGUUGAUAAACUUCUAAUAAACAUAUAACUUGAAACUACUUGCCAUUGGAUUUUAUGAGUGUAUGGUGCACUAGAUUUAC
Molecule: messenger RNA, 1444 nt
Organism: Physella acuta
Lineage: Eukaryota; Metazoa; Mollusca; Gastropoda; Physidae
Product: nucleoside diphosphate kinase homolog 5-like
Biological process (GO): CTP biosynthetic process; UTP biosynthetic process; negative regulation of oxidative stress-induced intrinsic apoptotic signaling pathway
Cellular component (GO): cilium
Molecular function (GO): nucleoside diphosphate kinase activity
Source: RefSeq, a predicted model, not a curated record